This is a messenger RNA of Arctia plantaginis, 519 nucleotides long. The record is from the annotation of a GenBank genome assembly. NCBI's taxonomy places the organism in Eukaryota, Metazoa, Arthropoda, Insecta, Lepidoptera, Erebidae.
AUGUUGAUCCUAGCUGUUGUAUAUUGCGUUAUAAGUGUAGAAAGUACAAAGCUAACUGCUAUACCGAAUGGUGAAAAUGAUGUUAAAAAAUCUAUAACCGAUGAUAAAUAUAUUGACACUACAACGACAGAAGUUAUUGAUUUCUUAGAAACAGUCAUUGGAAUGAUUGCUGGUAACUAUGAUAAAUCAAUGAAGUCUAAAAAGACUUAUAAAUGUUGCUGUUCAAAUAACACAAACCAGAAUAUUGAAAAAGUUGGUAAUUCAAAUGAAACAAAAGCAGAAGGUUUAGAAGUCAAUAUAAAAGCUAAUAGUUUUAAUGUUACUGAAAACAAUACAUUAACAACGGAAGAUAAUAACGUCAAAACUGACUCUUCUACGUAUGCAACUACUACCUUCACUAUAACUGAAAUUAAUGACAAUGAGAACAAAUCAGUUACCACGCAUGAAAAGGAAACUACGAAAAAUGAGGUCAAUGGCAACGAAGACUUACUACCUAAUCUCAAUAAGGCAAAGGAAUAA